GGCUCAAGGACGUAGGAGCCCGUAGGAUAGGAGUGCGCGGAGAUGGCCUGGGUUCUCGCGCUGUUGGCGCUGACACCGGCCGUUGCCGAGAAAUGGCUGGCCACGUCCGUGGGCGGUGAUGUCAUCAAGGCAGCCGGCAAUGUCACCCUGGGUGGCCAGGUAGGUUCGUACGCCUCGCUGCUGCAGGCCAGAAACCCCUCCUUGGGCGAGAUGGCUGCGAUCACGGAGUGCUGCGGUGAAGCCGCGCCCCUGGCCGAGUUCAUUGCCAAACAGGUGAACGGCAAGGCUUUCUCUGACUUGCAGGCAGAGAUCAAGAAGCAGUACAUUGGCGAUUUGCACUGCUCUGAGCCAAGCAAGAAGGAGAUCAAGAAGGAGGGCAAGUUUGAGUGCCAGUACGUCUACACCUUCAAGAAUAAGCUCUUCUCCGAUUUGAGCAAUUCGGCCUUUUGCGUCCCUGACGAUGUUUGCUCCGUGGAUGUGGUGGGCAUGACGAAGGGCACCAAAAUUGGCUACAGCGUGGUGCUGCAAAUCCUCAACAAACAUGCGGGGGAUCUGGUGCAUGCGGCACAUGGCGACAUUGGCAGUUGCCUUCAGGCCAUGAACGAAGUGAACCUUGGCCAGCACGAGAAACACCUCAAAAAGGUGAAGAAAUAUGUCAAGCUUGGCAGCCUGAAGAUCCCAACAGGUGAGACAACGAAAUAUGAGUUUGACGGCAUGAAGGAGCAAGGCAUUGCAUCCAUGUUGGGUACGUGCGCUAACUCUCCUUCGACGGGUAUGCUGUAUGUGUUCAAGAACAAGUUCUGGGACUCUGACAGUGGAAAAAUCGACAUCGUCCGUUUCAACGAGAAAAUGGCGAAAGAGGAACAGGAGGAGAAGGAGCAGGAGGAAUUGGCUGCGCUCAAGAAGAAGAUCGCAGACAUCGAGACGCAGCAAGAGGAAUUGGAGCAAGGCAUUGCGCCAAAGGAGACGGCGCCCUCGCCAGCUCCAGUUGUGGACGAAGAGUUGGAGGAACUGGAGAAGCUGCUGAAUGCCACCGAGGACUUGCGGCAGGAAGAGCAGACGAACGAGUCUGCAGCAGAGCCCGCAGUCUUGCCCGCAGCGCAGCCAGCAGCAGUCUUGCCCGCAGCGCAGCCCGCGCUGCCCGCAGCCUUGUCCCCAGUCUUGCCUGCAGCGCAGCCAGCAGCAGAGCCCGCUGCGCCGCCCGUGCUGCCUGCAGCGUUGUCUGCAGUCUUGCCCACAGCGGAGCCAGCAGCAGAGCCCGCAGCGCCGCCCGCGCUGCCCGCAGCGUUGUCCGCAGUCUUGCCCACAGCGGAGCCAGCAGCAGAGCCCGCAGCGCCGCCCGCGCUGCCCGCAGCGUUGUCCGCAGUCUUGCCCACAGCGCAGCCGGCAGCAGAGCCUGCAGCGACGCCCGCUCUGCCCGCAGCGUUGUCUGCAGUCUUGCCCACAGCGCAGCCAGCAGCAGAGCCCGCAGCGCCGCCCGAACUGCCCGCAGCGUUGUCCGCAGUCUUGCCCACAGCGCAGCCAGCAGCAGAGCCUGCAGUGCAGCCCGCGCUGCCCGCAGCGCUGACCGCAGUUUUGCCCGCAGCGCAGUCCACAACACUGCCCGAAGCACUGCUUGCAAUCUUGCCCAAAACACAGCCAGCAGAGACAACACUGCCUGCAGCACUGCUUGCAAUCUUGCCCACAACUCAGCCUGCAGCGCAGACGUCAGCAGAUUCCGUGGCAGAGACAGCCGCAGCUGAGCCGUUCUUGGCGCCAGCAGCUGAGCCAGCAGCAGAGGCGGCAGCUGAGCCGUCCGCAGAGCCAGCAACGGAGGCGGCAGCUGAGCCGUCCGCAGAGGCGGCAGCUGAGUCUGCAGAGGAGGCAGCAAAGGCGGCGGCAGCUGAGCCGUUCUUGGAGCCUGCAGAGGAGCAGGCAACAGAUUCCACAGAGGAAUCUGCAACAGAUCGCGAAGCCACGGAGGCUGCACCGUGGCAGCAGUCUGACUUUGAGCCACUGCCUUCAGCAGAGGAGGCUUUUCCAUGGCAAACGGGAUCGCAGGACUCUGCAGACACUGCGCCGCUGUACACCUAGACGGGCAGAGACGAGGUACGGUCAAAAUGCUACCUGUCCAUUGGCCAGUGUCCCUUGGAUAGAGCUGUCAGGGUUUGGGCUGUCUGGUUUUGAGAAUGCUCAGAUGCAACAUUUUGACUGUAGCUCCGGAGCCGAUUGCCAAAGGGCAGGCUCCUGUGACAUUGUGACAGCGGAGAGUAAUUAGUUGAACAUAUCUUGGCUCAAGCGCCAAGACCUGCCAAUGUGAGAAUCCUGGCUGCAGAGCAGACAGAUCUGAGUUUUACAGGGUGGUCAAUGCACCACGCGCAAGAGAGGAAAAGGC
This is a messenger RNA of Effrenium voratum, 2374 nucleotides long. The record is from the annotation of a GenBank genome assembly. NCBI's taxonomy places the organism in Eukaryota, Dinophyceae, Suessiales, Symbiodiniaceae.